AGGUGAGCAAACGCCAGCACGAAGCGCUCAACGAGUAGCGCAAAACUGCAAAUGACACAGGGUUGUGAGCGGUGUACAGUGGAAAAUACUGUAGUACAAUUACAAAAGCAACAACAACAAAACAAUAAAAAUAACGAAUCAAAAAGCUACGGAAACAGAAAAUAGCAGUGGCUGUUGUAGCAGCGCAGGCACCAAACAGUCAGUGAGCCAGUGAACCAGUGAAGGCAGCAGUGAGCAGCAAUUUAGUCUACAUUUGUUUUCUUUGUUCACAACUUUACAAAAUUAAAUUAGUGCGCAAUAGAAAUUAAAAAUUUUUUGUUUAAUUUUUCUAUUGUUGAUGAAAAUUACAUCACAUAAAACUUGAACACUUUAUUGGAGAAAUGAAAAAGUCAUAAAAUCGAAAUUCGUUACUAAACAAAACGCUGCUAAAGUCGAAAACAAAUUCAAAGCAGAGGAUAUUAAAGAAAAGCAACAACAACCGCAUACAUACACAAAACGUGAAAAAGGGAUUUGACUGCACAUUUUCAAGUGAGACAACAAAAGCCAUAACGAAAAAUAAUAAAACAAAAAACUUGCAUAUUAAACACCAACAAAGCGAUUGCAUUCGCCGUGCAGCGAGUGCCCCGAAUGCAAUUUGCUCAUAUGUACCAAAACUCAAGUGGCCACGAUUCAAGCGUCGUCGUCGUCGUCGCCGCCAUUGCCUUUGCUGGAGCGAGUGCAUGCAGACGAGGAAUAUUUGGGAGGUAUAGCCAGAGCAUCAGCAGCAGCCAAAGUUGCAGCCGCUGGAACAGGAAGAGCGCUUGUAGUGUUAGUCAUAGAGGUAGCUGUAGAACCUUAGAUAUCCGUUGUAGUAGCCUUUGUUGCACACCAAGCACAAGCACAAAUACGGGUGAACGCCAUCAGCCAUCAGCAUGCCAUCACUACUGGAAGCAUUGGAAAGAAAAUAUUUCACCGAUUGUCAAUUAGAGAAUCUGAACGGCGACGACACAGCUGCUGAGGCAGAAAAGGGCCUUAUAUCCAUCUACAUACCGCGCUUGCCACCGCUACUCUGCGUGCCAGAGUUGUUGGUAUUGAACGACUGUGACAUUGACUGUGCGGGUGAUUUCGAAGCCAUAAAAGAGAAAUGUCGCCGCGUACGUGAACUAGAUUUGGCACAGAAUAAGCUAAAUGACUGGCAAGAGGUCUUCCAUAUACUCGAACACAUGCCGCGAGUGGAGUUCCUCAAUUUGAGCAAAAAUCAUUUGGUCGGUCCAAUAUGCAAUCCCUCCACGUUGCCGACGAAUAGUCUUAAAAGUAUGGUGCUAAAUGGUACUUACCUGGACUGGCCAAGCGUUGAAGUGUUGUUGGAUAAUUUGCCAUUGUUAGAGGAAUUACAUUUGAGUUUGAAUGACUACAAAGAAGUGCUCAUUGAUUCGAUUGAGUUUGCCGAGCGUGAGGAAGAUGUGGCUGGGGGAGAGGUGGUAAGCGUUGAGCAUGCAGAUGGCGAGGUUACCGAGCGCAACGAGCGUAACGACAACAAACAAAGUGAUUCACACAAUUUAACCGCCACAACAGCGGCAGCGGCAGCGUCAGCAGCCGGGACGACAGCAGCUGAGGCACCAGAAACAGAGAGAGAGAUAGAAACAGAAACGCCAGCAACACCACCGCCAACACCAACUUCACCCACAGGCAGCUAUACAGAAUCGAAACGCAAGCGUAUACGACCACAUAGAAAGUUGAAAACGUUACACUUCACCGGCAAUCCUGUGGAAAGUUGGCUCGAGAUUUGCCGCUUGGGACGCGUUUUUCCCAGCCUCGAGAAUUUGGUGCUCGCCGACUGUCCCAUCAAAGCCAUACAGGCCAAUGUAGGCAAUAGCGGGAAUGGCAGCAGCACAACCGCCGCCGCCAACAACAACACCGACGAAGACUGCACAACCGCCUGCGAAGAUGACGUCGAAAUGUCCAACAAAGCUGAAUGUCCGCACAAGCAUUUUCACAAUUUGCUCUUUCUCAAUCUCAGCUACUCGAACAUUAGCGCCUGGGACGAUAUCGAUCAGAUUGCGAAAUUCCCGAAAUUACGUAAUUUACGCGUAAAGAAUUGGCCGCUCUGGGAGCGACUCGAGUGUACCGAACACGAACGUCGCCAGCUGCUAAUCGCACGUUUGCCGAAUGUGUGCCUACUCAACGGUGGCGGCGUGAUCAGCGCGGACGAACGCGAGGAUGCAGAGCGCGCUUUUAUACGCCACUACAUGGACAAACCGGAUUGGGAGCGACCCAAGCGCUAUGAUGAACUGGUAGCUAAACAUGGCAAGCUGGAUCCGUUAGUUAAUAUAAAUCUUAAGCCUGAUAAACGCCUAAAAGUAUUCAUUACAUAUAAGGAUAAAACGGAAACACGUUUGCUCGAUGUCUAUUGCACGGUGGCCGAUCUGAAGACGCGGUUAGAGAAGUUAAUCGAUUUGCCGGCGAACAAAAUGCGUUUGUACUAUGUAGAUCAAGACUUUAAAGAAUUCGGACCAGAACUAAUGAAGUAUCCAAAUAAGCGUUUAUAUAGCUAUAACAUACAAGCGGGUGAUGAAAUCAUAAUCGAUGAGAAAAAAUAGGUAUUUAAGUUUAAUGAAAAGAAAAAUUAAAAAUUUUAAUUAAAAUAAUUACAAAACGCGUUACGACUAAAUGCAUCAAAGAUGCGAUGCUUUUAAUUAUACUACAUACAUAUGUACAUAUAUGUAUGUAGGUAGGACAAUGUAAAUAUUUUAUAAAGUUAGUAAACAAGAACUAUAUAGUUUAUAAUGUAUCUAUCUACCUUGUAAAAGAAAACAGCGCUAUUUACGAAACAAACUACUGUGGUACACGAGCGUGCUAUAUGAUUAUGUGCAUAUGUAUGAAUUGUACGAGUAUGUACGUAAUAAAUAAAUAAUAACAAUAAAAUA
Molecule: messenger RNA, 2906 nt
Organism: Rhagoletis zephyria (snowberry fruit fly)
Lineage: Eukaryota; Metazoa; Arthropoda; Insecta; Diptera; Tephritidae
Gene: mlt
Product: tubulin folding cofactor E like protein mlt
Molecular function (GO): protein binding
Source: RefSeq, a predicted model, not a curated record